Messenger RNA from Acytostelium subglobosum LB1, 249 nucleotides. RefSeq lists its product as hypothetical. The transcript has a single exon. NCBI's taxonomy places the organism in Eukaryota, Evosea, Eumycetozoa, Acytosteliales, Acytosteliaceae. The record is from RefSeq and is a predicted model, not a curated record. The annotation marks the transcript as partial.
GUAGAUGAUUUAAAGAUAAAGAAUAAGAUAGACAAGAACAAGAGUGAUAAGGAACUUAUAGUUAUAGAGGAGAUUGAUGUAGACUUGCCCAUACAUAAGGAGUACUUUGAUUUGUACAAGUAUGAUGUGCCAGUAUGCAUGGUGGACAAGAAGCUAUUGUUCAAGCAUCGUAUCAAUGAUGAAGAUAAACUAUACUAUGAGAUUGAUCGAUUGUUCCAACAAGCUCAACAACAAGACAAGACUACACUG